AUGCUGAUCAACCUAUGCCUGCGUCUGACAACUCGCGCAGGAAGCCCUUCCUUUCAAGUUUCCCGCCUCAUCAGCAGAAGCAUCCGUCAUGCAGCCGCAGAAGUCGGUAGCAAUGGAGCUGCUCCUGCCGUGGCCAUCAUCGGAUCCGGCCCAGCGGGCUUCUACACUGCGCAGAAGGUGAUGCGCAAGAUCGCGGGGGCACGCAUCGACAUGUAUGAGCAGCUUCCCGUGCCAUUUGGCCUCGUCAGGUUCGGUGUAGCUCCAGAUCACCCCGAGGUAAAGAACGUCCAAGACACUUUCCAAGACGUCGCCGAAUCCCCUAACUUUACCUUUAUCGGAAAUGUCAACCUGGGCCAUGAUCUCCCCCUUCCAUUGCUAGGCAAGCAUUACGAUGCGAUAGUCUUUGCAUACGGCGCGUCAAAGGACCGGAAGAUCGGCUUAGACGGUGAAGACAAACCUCACAUCUACUCCGCCCGCGCAUUCGUGGGAUGGUACAACGGUCUUCCCGAGUAUCGCAAUCUAAACCCUGAUCUGCAGGCUGGAGAGACUGCGGUCGUCGUUGGCCAGGGAAAUGUGGCAUUGGAUGUUGCAAGGACGUUGCUGAGCAAGGUUGACAUUCUACGCAAGACGGACAUCACGGAAUAUGCGCUGGAAGCUCUGGCUGCAAGCAAAAUAAGACACGUUCACGUGGUGGGACGCCGCGGUCCCAUGCAGGCAGCAUUUACCAUUAAAGAAGUGCGCGAACUCCUCCACCUGGAAGACGUCAAUUUCACGCCAAUCCCAGAGGCUCUGUUUCCGCCUGACUUGUCAAAGCUCCCACGCCCAAAGCGGCGGCUGAUGGAACUUUUGAAGAAGGGAAGCCCUGGCAAGGAGGACGCCGCCAAGUCCUGGUCUCUUGACUUUCUGUUGGCGCCCCAAGCUUUGCAAUGGUCUCCUGCGGAUCCAAGCAAGCUCGAAGGCGUGAUCUUUGCAAGAACGACCCUCGAAAACGUGGCGGAUCCGGAGUCCAAGGUCUCCAGCACAGACGAGACUCAGCUCAUCCCUACAUCGACCCUAUUCCGAUCGAUAGGCUACAAAGCAGAAGCGAUACCGGGCAUGGCCGACCUGGGCACAGACUUUGACGAACGAACAGGCACCAUCCGGCAUGACGGAUACGGCAGGAUCGUCCCCUUGCAAGAGACUGACACCCACGGUCUCAAAGCCAGUCUCUACUGUUCCGGCUGGGUGAAGCGCGGUCCUACAGGCGUCAUCGCAAGCACCAUGACCGACGCAUUCCAGACGGCCGCCGCAAUUGUCGAGGACUGGAGAAAGAAGACCGCCCAGAGCGAGCCCAAUUCAGCGUCAUCACUGUCACAGACCGGAUGGAAAGGCGUCCAAGCCGACGCAGAGAUCCUCAAGCUCCCUCUCAACCCUGUACACUGGGACGAUUGGGAGAAUAUCGACCAGGUGGAGAAGAAGAUUGGCACAGAAAGGGGCAAGCCCAGGGAAAAGUUCGGGAGUGUAAAGGAGAUGCUGGAAGCGAGCAGGGAAUGA
Cladophialophora yegresii CBS 114405 is the source of this 1533-nucleotide messenger RNA. Its product is annotated as ferredoxin-NADP+ reductase. Gene Ontology annotation, biological process: ubiquinone biosynthetic process. The transcript has 2 exons. Gene Ontology annotation, cellular component: mitochondrion. The record is from RefSeq and is a predicted model, not a curated record. NCBI's taxonomy places the organism in Eukaryota, Fungi, Ascomycota, Eurotiomycetes, Chaetothyriales, Herpotrichiellaceae. The coding region runs from base 1 to 1533 and encodes 510 amino acids.